AUGCCUAUAUGCACACACAUGCAUGGCAAUAUGGGCCGACAAGCCCAGAAAUGCCCGAUAUUUUCAGACUCCCCAGCCCGGAAAAGAGUCCUCCUUGCUCAGACCUCAAGCAUGAGGUUGUUUGAGCAAACAUGUAUCGCUGUCCAGGGCUGGUUGGCUGGUCGGCUGGUCGGCUGGUCGACUGGUAGACUGGCUAAACAAGUGACUGGCCGGACAACUGGCCAGUGCGUCUUGUCGGGGCACAGGCCGGAUGUCAAUUGGCCUACAGGUAGGGCUGAGGGUUGA
This is a messenger RNA of Protopolystoma xenopodis, 285 nucleotides long. NCBI's taxonomy places the organism in Eukaryota, Metazoa, Platyhelminthes, Monogenea, Polystomatidea, Polystomatidae. The record is from the annotation of a GenBank genome assembly.